AUGUUCCUUGAGCUGUCCUUCGACUCACGGACGGGGGACAAGGAGGUGUCUACCUCGAAAGCUUGGAGAUACGACAACGACGACCAGCAAGAAAUGUCCCUCGACGAACUCAUCUCGGACUUCCGUCAGAGUGCCACGAGUCGUCGAUCCAAGCUGGAUGAGAGCGUAUCUCACUCGCAAGCUUCACCGCUGCAAGUGGCGUCGCCUCCGAAGCACUCGAAAGCGAAAGAGAGUGGCAAGAAGAACCGGAGUUUCGCCGAUCGUGCGCGUGUCGCUCAACGAGAUGCUGUGGCGAGAAGGUCAGUCGGGAGAACUGCUCACAAAGACGCUCGGGGUGACGACUCCAGUGACGAUGACGGUGCAGUUAUGCCAAUGCCGCGUCUGGAACAGGUUCUCAGGAACAAGCCGUCCCUCUUACCAAAGCGCCGUGUUCCUCCUGUCGCGGCAUCUGCUCGCUUGAAGACAGCAUCAAGACAAUCGCGCAAGCCCCCACCUCCAUCACCUGUAUUGUCAUCACCGUCGUUGUCUCCUGCAUCGCUGUCUCCAGUUACUAGUUCAUCUGCCGCAUCAUCUUUAUCCAUGCCAGAUGCGACCCUCACUCCUGACGAAGACUCCAUCGAUGCCUUGAUCGGGAAAGACAUUCGCGAGCUCAACAAGCUGAUCGCAGCAAGCAGUCGCGGCAGUCAGAAAGGUACCCGCGCAGCAAAGUCGCCAUCCUCGGACGAGAUCACGCAGGUACUUCGUCAAAAUACACGGUUUGGGACGAAGGGGGCUAAGAGCUUGCGUCCACGACUACAACUUCAGAUGACUAGAGAUAGUAAAUCGAGAUCAGCGGUACCCGAGUCGCCUCCCCCGCCACCACCUCCAGAUGAUGAAAGUGACGAAGACGAAGAGGACUCGUUCGCGGAAGAGAUCCGGAAGUUGCGAGAGAGCCGUCGACUCAAUUCGUUGCCGGUCAAGGCACCUGAAAAGGAGGAGCAAAAGGACGAGGUGGAACCGACAAGCUCCGAGAUUUGUGCCACAGCGGCGUUGAAGGUCCGCAAUGCUUCGAACGCCAUCAACGGUUUAUUGCUUGAGGCCCUGAAGCCCUUCGAGGACAGAAAGCGCGAAGAGGAUGAGUCUCAGGCGCUUGAAGAGAAGAACGCUGGAGGGGAUUCAGCGAUUCGGAAAGCUGCUCAGGCAGAGCUACAGACUGCAACUCAGACAAUCGUGUCUCAAUUGGAUCUCACGUUUGCGGAUAUGGCUGAGCGUCGAAAGGCUGACUUGAAGGCCGAAGCGGAUGCCGCUGCGGCCGCGAAAGAUGCUGAAAAGAAGGAGAAAGAGGCUGUCGAGGAGAAGAAGAAGGCGGACGAGAAAGAAGCCAAACAGCGCGAAAUGGAGAUACUACGGCUGAUCCCCAUGCAAGGCAAGCUUCUCACAUGCUCUGCCGAUAUAGAAAAUGUGUUGGUGCAACUCGAGACCAUGGACGCGUCGACUGUAAAUGAACCGGCAGGCGGCGCAUUGUCAAUGGAGGACGAGUUAAAGACAUUGAGAAACCACACUCAGCGUAAAAUUGAAGCGAUCGAGGCACGAAUGGCAGGAUCAACUUCAACCAAAGCACAGGAUGACCGGAGUAGCGGGAUUUCGCGGCGAACCGUCGACUGGGUGCAAGACAACUUUCAAAUGAGCCAGACGAUCCCAGCGAGCAGAGGCGACAACCAACAGAUUAAAACCACAGUGAGUUCUGAUGUUUAUACUACAACCACAGAGGAAGAAGGGCCUCUUCAAGAGGUUCUCCAGCGGCAUGUGCUAGAGAAGCUCGACCUCACGAUGCUGAAGCUCAAACACGUGCUUGCCAUUGAUGCAAAAGUAUCUGCCGAGAUACAGGCAAAGCAGAAGCGUGAGGAGGAAGAGCGGGCGAAACAAUUAGCACAACAGCAGCUUGAAGACGAGCGGAAGCAACAAGAGCUGGAAGACGCCGAGAAUGCGAGGCGCCGUGUCAUGGGACUCACGUCGCUGGACGAUGUCGAAGGUUGGGUCGAGGAAGGACGCCAACUUCAUGAUAAAUUUGACCAUGAUCGUACUCUGAAUCGGUUGCUAGACUCGUUGGAGAACCACAUGAACGCACAGAACACUGAGGACUCCUCAUCGUUCAUGAGAACGAUGCACCGUAAUCAAGAGGAGGCCCUGCGUCAGUUCGAUUAUCUAACAAGUGUGAUGCCAGCUCAAAACCUGGCGGGAAGUUUUAACCCAAACGAAAUGGGCACGCAAAGAAACGAUCGCCGCUACCGUCUCCUUUGGCUUACACUCGAAGAGCCCCAUCCAUUCGUGGGGAGCACCUGUUACAACAUGAUGCGAGCAACAGCAGUGAAUACGAAGGUCAACGUGGGAAAUGGCGCUCUUCGCCGCGGGGGAAGAAACAUAAUCGUAGGCAUGGAACCGGUCGACACCAAGUCGAUAUCGGGCGCACGAUUCGAGCGCUACAGGCGGAUCGUCGACAGAAAACGGCAUGGAUUCAAAGUCACCGCAGACUGCCGCCCUCCAGAAGCCCUCGCUACAACUCAGCUCUUUUGUAAUGUAGGCCAGUUCCGUUAA
Messenger RNA from Phytophthora sojae, 2574 nucleotides. RefSeq lists its product as hypothetical. Bases 1 to 2574 code for a protein of 857 amino acids. The record is from RefSeq and is a predicted model, not a curated record. Lineage: Eukaryota; Oomycota; Peronosporomycetes; Peronosporales; Peronosporaceae. The transcript has 2 exons.